Molecule: messenger RNA, 612 nt
Organism: Rotaria sp. Silwood2
Lineage: Eukaryota; Metazoa; Rotifera; Eurotatoria; Philodinida; Philodinidae
Source: the annotation of a GenBank genome assembly
AUGGCUCAAUCAUCAUGUAACAAAACGACGUGCACCUGCAGUACAGGAACGACUCCACGCAAGAUAUACCAUAGAAAGGACGGAUUUGUGAAUGUUUCGUUAUGCAAAAUUUUGGAUAUAAUCGAGUGUGCAUAUGAAAUACCAUCUACAAGAACAGUUGCUACUGACACUGAAUCGGACGAUUUAAUCGCAACAGCUAUCAAUAUACAUGAUCUGGAAGUUCAAAAGUUAAAUAAUCAGUUUGAAAAUUCAACACCAGAUAUGAAGUGUAAUGUUGAGAACAAUGAAAUCAUUUCAAGUCGACUUGAUCAAAUAGAAUUCACGGAUACAGAUGAUUCAUUUUGCGACAAUUGGGAAGAUAUUAUAUCGGGGUCCUCUGAUUAUUGUUCAACAAUGCAUCAGUCUUCGUCAGAUGAGACAGAAUACCUGUCAUCCAGUGCUCAAAUACUUAUAGAAGAAUUCAAGUUUAUAUUGCAAGAGAUGCAACAAGAUUCAUCCAAAUCGCCAUAUUCAACAGCAGAAGACAAACAUUCUAAAGAUUUUCUUAUAUGGCGUAUUCAAAGAGCAAUAAACACUUUACAAUCAAGUAUUGAUAUACAAGAAUAUGAAUAA